AUCCUAAAAAUCUUCGAUACAAAUUUGUUGCUUCGAUGUUUCCUUUUAAUGCUGCAGCUUAGGUGUCUCCGUGUAAGUGGAGCAUUUCAUUCACAUUAGGGACCCUUUAACAGGAGUGGAUAUUCGCUGACAGGUUUUUCCCCGCCCCCACUGCGCUGUGCUGUGAGUGUGCACAUGUGCGUUGUACUUGCUGUGCAGAGAAUGUUAGUUUUUUCUUUUCUUUUCAGCAGCUGUUUUAAGUGCUGUCUGCACUUGCACAGCCAUUACUGAGAUGGUGAGCUCAGGUGGCCUGAAAGGAAACGUUUUUCUAGUCCAAAGCAGCAGGGCUUGUUCCUGUAAACACAGUUACAGACUUACAGAGACACAGCUGGAGGUCCUUCAUCAACCACCUGAUCGUGAAAAAAAUAAAUUAAAAAAAUAAAGCUUUGUAGCUGCUCCCCCCACCACUGUUUGUUUCACACAGAGAAAAAUGAGCAGUAUGGAAGUUAAAAUAUGCAGAUGAACUGUUAAUAUGAAAAAUAAUUUCUUAUCCGAUUACUUGAUUAAUGGAUGAAGUAAUCAAUAAAAUACUCGAUUACAAAAAUAAUCCAUAGUUGCAGCGCUACUUGUGUUCAGAAAGCUAUAGUCAAACAUUAGUUUUCAGCACCAGUGCUUCUUUAAAAUAUCUGUAAUGUGUUGUCAAAGCUUGGAGUGUGUCCAUUUUUGUUCUGGAGAAAUGGUGGUGCAGGUGGAGCAUCAGGCAGUCCAGAAAUGGGUUUGGGUUCCAGUGACAGAUGACUGCUAUGAUUACUUGAAGUUCAUUCAAGAGGGUAAGUUCAGUGCUCAUUAUGUUGAUAUGGCAGCUGCCAUUAAAUAAAGCAAGCUUAGUUUUUCUAACUCAAAUGUCUUUCCCCAUCAUAAAGAUAGUUUUUGGCCUUUAGGAAUCUGCAUUUUAAUCAGCACCAGUGCCGUGCCUUUGCCAAGAGUCUGUUACAUAAACUCUGGGAAGUCAUGUAAUGGAGUCGAAAAAUGAACAACUCUUAACCAAUUUCAAAAUGUGUUGGUGGGUUCUGCUAAGUGUAAUUGCAUGUUGGACCUAAAGGAUAAAAGAUGGUCACUGCAUAAAUAAUUAUUGGUUUAAUUACGUUUGGAGGAUGGCAUGUCAAAACUUGGACAGGGAUACUUUAUGUUGCUCAAAAAAGAAGAUGUGGAUUUGUCUAACAAUUCUUAGUAGAAAGAUUUAGGCCCAUCUAUGUGUUCCUCAUGUCCAGCCUAUUUAUUAAUUCCCCUCUCUUUAUUGAAGUAAUGAGCUUUGUUGGAGUAAUAAUUCAUUCAUUGUUGUUCAUAAAAAUGGUUAUGUAAAAUUUUGGUGAACUGUGUGCCAACACUAGAGGCAACACUUCAUGAUAAAAUUUACUAUUUUAACCAGCAGCUCAUUGUCUGAAAAUGUUAUUUGAAAUAUAUUUUAAUUAUAAAUGUGAUUGUCCCUUUACAGUUCUAACCAUGUGUUAAAUUAGCAGGUUAAGAUGAGUAUUUUUGUUCCCUUCCAGUUCAUGCUAAAUUCAACUUGGCAAGUGGAGUCUCUGUAGACCUGAAGGACUCAUCUGGAGUCGAUGUGGAUGCUGAUAUUUUUGAUGAACUCCUGAGGUCUGCUACAGUAUCUUUCAAAGUAGUUACUGAGCGCUUUGUGGCACCUGUUGAUGAGAGUGAGGUCACAGAUGCUUCUUCAGUUCUGAAGAUGGCUCAUUCUCGUCAGUCAAGUCUCCAAGCUCAGCAAGCUCAUCUUCUACAGUGAUUACAAGGAACACCAAAGCACAGAGAAGACGACUGGUUGAAGGACCACCUGACAGUGAGAUGGCAAAAAAUAUUGUCUAUGUAGCUCUGCACCAAAAACCAGGGGGAGAAGAUGUAAUGAAAGAGUACAACAAAACCAGAAGUCUUUCUGAACCAACAAGAAAGAAACUUGUCAACAUUUUAGUGGCGGAUAUGAUUGAAAGUCAUGGGAGAGUCCCUCCUGUCAACGUUCGCAUUACCUACGCCCUGGGAAUUGUCACCCUCUUCCCCAGUUUGAAAGAUAAUGGCUCACCGACUGGCUAUGAGCAUUACUAUGAUCCUCUCAGUGGACAGGGCUAUCUGGCCUAUCGAUUGAAAACAGUUCAGCGUAACACUGCAAGUGACUUCAAGAGGAGCUCCAAGUCUGCUCAUCAAGGCGGCCCGAGAACUCUGAGGGAGACCUUAACAUCUGAACAGCUGUUUGGUGAUGGAUGCAAAGAAGCAAUGUCCAUGAUGAAACAUUCAUCAGACCAGGAAGUUGUCAAGGAGAAAAUGAAGGCAACAUUUAAGCAUAGACAGAAUAUGCUUCAUGAUCUGGACCAGUCAUCACACAUCUUGGAUCACUUCCCAAGAUUCUUGGAUACACCAGGCUUAAUUGAGCAGGACUUCAUCGUGAUCUUUAGAGAAGACAUCUUGGGGAAGUUCAUCGCAAGAUGGCCAACAUUCUAUAAAACGAGGGUCACCACUGUCAGCAAAAGCCUUCGACAGAGUGCUCAUCUGGAUGACCUUCUGUCCACUCAGGAGGAAUCAAGUGAUUAUGAAUGGGAUAGUGACAUGGCAGCUAUUCUCCUGCUGGUUCAUCUCUUGCCUCCAACCGCGAAGGGGAAAAGACAGGGAAAAAUUAGUGCACCUCAGGCUGCUGACCGUAUUAUCAAGUUCAUGAAGGUGGGGACAAGCAUGGCGACCUUCCUUUCCAAAGUUGGAUCUGUACAGCCCUUCCUCCUCUACGUUGGAGAAAAGAAGAGCAGGAUACAGAAAUUCUACAUCAUCCUGGAUCAGAGGCCCAUUCCCUGUGUGGCACAGACUGCAGUGGCUGCCUUCGAUGAACUGUUUAAGGCACACUUUGUGUUUGCUGUGUCCUAUGAUGCAACCCUCCUCAACUUCUACACAUUCAUCCAAACAACAGUUUAUGGCAUUGAUGUUGCAACAACAAAAGAGAGCCCCAGAGUCAAGGAAAUUAGAGUGAGGAUUAACAACACUUGAAUAUGCUAACAUGUUACAUUUGUAAGAUUCAGCACAGAAAUUGUUCAACUCUUUUCCAGCAUUUGAAAUUUAGUCAUGCUUUGUAUCCAGGGCACAAAUUGCAUUUGAAAUGUGGGGAACAUGGCUGUUCAUCUGUUUUUUACACAUAUUCUGGGUUCAAGAAGCACUUGCUGAAAGCACACGGAAACACAUUUGCCACAGAUUCUGUUUAUAAGGACAAUGUUGGUACAGAUAGUGUUGAGACAGAUGAUGUUUCUGCUCAUGACCCAUUGAGUAGCUCUUCUGUUGGUCAACAAAGUCAUGCUAAAAAGAGGCAGUUAAUGGAUAUGUGUAGCUCUGUUAUUGCCCAAGUUCAAGCAGCUGGAGUUUCUGAAAAUAUUGUGCAGUCUUUAACUUGUUCAAUGGAGGAGGUUGUUAAUGAUGUCCAUAUUUAA
Archocentrus centrarchus (flier cichlid) is the source of this 3449-nucleotide messenger RNA. RefSeq lists its product as uncharacterized. The transcript is spliced from 8 exons. NCBI's taxonomy places the organism in Eukaryota, Metazoa, Chordata, Actinopteri, Cichliformes, Cichlidae. Bases 1834 to 3015 code for a protein of 393 amino acids. The record is from RefSeq and is a predicted model, not a curated record.